GCAAGCUGAGUGAGAAAUUUACAUAAUAAGGUCCUACAAGAGAACUUCUAUUUUAUACUGCAAACGAUUACAAUAUUAUUCCUGCGUUGCAAGUUAGUUGACACGGUUUUUCAACAAGAUUGAAAGCAUUGGCUGGCUUCAAACUUUGCUCACACUCACGACUCACACACGUACAUUGAUCUGGGAUCUUGAAAUUGAUUGAAUUUAUGCCAAGUGUUGUCCACGUGUCCGGCUUUGUACAGUUUCAGUGAGCAAAAUAAUAAGAUCAUUCUACCUCGAUGGAUGUCAUUGAAGGUGGUCAAUGUAGCGGCCAAAAGAGAAAGUUGAAUGAGCAGGAUGAAGAGAAUGAUGAGGGAGUGAAAAGACAGAGAGAAGAUGUUCAGUUGUCAUCUGACCAGCCAGUUAUUGUUAAUGAAAAGGAAGACACAGGAGGAAUAGAGACAACAGCAGUUGCUGAAGAUAAAGAGGAAGAUUGCUGUGAUAAAUUGCCUUCAGAUGAUGUCUGUAGAGAAAAUGACUCAGCUGAUGCUGAGAGCAAGAAGCUCUUGGAUCCCCUCAGCUAUACACAAGGAGAAGAAUUUACCUCUGAAAUCUACAAGAUCCAAAUCCACAACCUUCCAAAGUUUGGAUUCAGUCAACUGAAAAAGAGGCUAAAGUCUACUCUUGGGCUAAACCCUCACAAGAUCAAGAGCCCAAACAAGCAGUUUGUCACAUACGUGUGUUUCAGAAAUGAAUCUGACAGGAGUGAAGCUUUAGCAAAAAUAAAUGGCCAUGUGUGGAAAGGCAAAACUUUGGAGGCUAAGAUUGCUGCUCCAGUUGCGGACCCAUAUCUACAAAAGCAUCAUGGAGACAAAGGGAGACCUCAAGGUGGAGAUUGCAAGUCAAGCAGUGACCAGACAACCCCAGUGGAAAAACUGACCUUAACCCCCGAAGAGGCAGAGGAAAGACUGAAAGCCAGUGUGACCCCUCUCUGGAACACAGAAUAUCCUGAACAGCUGAGGAUGAAAACUGAGAAGAUAAGAGAAGUUUUGAAGAAAGUCACGCGACAUCAUUUUGUGCGGCACAUGUUUAAAUCUGAUUCUCAACUGGAUGGGAUGGCUUGUCCGCUUGAUCCUGUUGUUCCUUCUCCUAUUACGUCAGAGUAUCGAAACAAGAAUGAAUUCACCAUUGGUUAUGGACUUGAUGGGAAAACCAUCACGGUAGGUUUCCGGUAUGGUCUGUACAAAGAUGGAACUACGUCGGUUGGAGACUGCACUAACUUAAAGGUGGUCAUGCCCGCAGCUCUGCCUGUUGUCCAGAGUUUCUCACGUUUUGUGGCCAGCAGCAAGUGGCAGCCUUUCCAUCAGCAAACAAACAGUGGCCACUGGCAGACCCUGACUGUGCGGACCUACAGAUCUGGGGACGUCUUAGCCAUGGUGGACUUUGUACCCCGCAAACUUGGCCAGGAAGACGUUGAUGAGGCAAAAUCAGCUGUACAGCGCUACUUCACCACCGGGGAAGGAAAGGAUGUCAAGAUUACGUCUUUUUACUUCCGCACUGUGGGGGGCAAGGGUCAAAAUGGCAACAAAAAGACACAGGUGUUAUUUGGAGAGAAGCAUGUCUAUGAGCAUCUCAUGGGUCUGAAGUUCAGAAUAUCACCAGAGGCUUUUUUCCAAGUGAACACUCUGGCCACGGAGAAACUGUAUGAGUUGAUUGGUGAGUGGAGUGGUGUGGGCAGCAACACUACUGUGCUGGAUGUUUGCUGUGGGACUGGAACCAUUGCUCUUUCUCUAGCUAAGAAAGUGAAGGCAGUCAUUGGCAUUGAAAUGUGCCGUGAAGCCACAGAUGAUGCCAAAGUCAACGCCUCCAUCAAUGGUAUCACCAACUCGAUUUUCCACUGCGCUCGCGUGGAGGACAUCAUUGCCACCACUAUGUCCUCGCUGCCGUCCCGUGAUGAUGUGGUCGCGGUAGUGGAUCCACCACGUGCUGGUUUACAUAAAAAUGUGAUCAAGACCUUGAGGAAAAGUUAUGGGAUACAAAGGCUUGUGUAUGUGUCCUGCAAUCCAGAAAGUGCAAUGGAAAAUUUUGUCGAUUUGAUCCGACCUGCUACAGGCAAACUCAAAGGCCGACCCUUCAUGAUGGUGAAAGCUGUACCUGUUGACCUUUUCCCCGGCACAAAGCACUGCGAGCUUGUCAUUCUUUUCCAAAGAGAAAAACAAGAAGAUGGUGAAAGCAACAAAGAAGAGAGUACCACUGUGAAAGAUGGUGACUCUGGCUGUGUUCAGGAAAUAUGUGCAAAGGAUGAUGGGUCACCACACCAUAGAGAGAAAGAGAAGGAUGAGCAGGAAGAGAAAGAGAGGGGUGAGCAAGGAGAGAAAGAUGAGGAUGAGGAACAAGGAGAGAAAGAUGAGGAUGAGAAACAAGGAGAGAAAGAGAGAGAUGAAAAAUAGAUGUGUUUACGAUUCUGUUCUGUCCACCUUCUGUGUUUAAAGCAGGAAUGUUUUCAUGAACAUUACUCCAAACUUGUUGAGCCUUGCUUUUAUAAAUAAAGCAUUUUGAUAAAGUGAG
This is a messenger RNA of Aplysia californica (California sea hare), 2547 nucleotides long. RefSeq names its product tRNA (uracil-5-)-methyltransferase homolog A. The transcript is spliced from 20 exons. Gene Ontology annotation, molecular function: RNA methyltransferase activity. The coding region runs from base 279 to 2429 and encodes 716 amino acids. NCBI's taxonomy places the organism in Eukaryota, Metazoa, Mollusca, Gastropoda, Aplysiida, Aplysiidae. The record is from RefSeq and is a predicted model, not a curated record. Gene Ontology annotation, biological process: RNA processing.